CCUUUUUAUCCACGCUGGACACAAAGUCUCGGCAAUAAUUCCAAUUGCAAUCGAUUCUCGGGAGGGGUUGGUGGGUUGCCUUUCUGAAUCGGGGUCGCGAGCGCGCGUACUCCCAGUGCGGCCAACACCGCGCGCGCACGGACCAGCCUCCGCCGCACCGUGUCUGGAAAUCGAACACCCGAACCCAUUUAACCCGGCAAAUGGAACGUUCUUGGCAGGAAAGUUUGCUGAACCGCGCAGCAGACUGCGCUCUUGCGCCUUGGCGGAAUAUCCGGAACCGUUGGUGGAAGGCUGGUAUCCUGGGAAUCCCUUCCGAGAACGCAGCGACAUCAGAUGUGUUGGCUGACCGCUACCGAAGAGGCCGAGGUGAUGUGAUCUGUGUCAAAGGAGAGGCAUUCUUGGCGACGCAUCCACUGCCUGAUCAAGCAGUUGGUGUGCCGCGCAGGGCUCAGCAAGGAAGCUGCUGCAGUACGUACCCGCUGCAGCUGAUACCAGUUACGGUAACGUUGACCGUGCUGCGGCUUUAUCGCGACCGGUCGCGGCGUACCGUAUUGCGGGCGAUGCAGGGUUUGCAUGAUCUUGCAGCUCCCUUCGCUGUGCACGUAACUCGUCACCUACACGACCAAAGUACGACAAGAAGGUCCACGUACAUAAAACAGAAUUCCAAAACAGCAAUGACAUUGAACAUGAAAAGUAGUUCGAUCGGCGUUGGAGGCCGUCAGAGCCUGGGAAAAUUACCGAUGAACUUACGCGCGCGAAAUGGGCCUCGUGUCGAAGGUAUACGAGCACUGAAGGAAGACAGCGCCGUUCGUCGUUGCCGAAAAAGAAAAAAGUCGCUCUCCGCUCUCUCGUCGGAUCCGGGUUUGGACUUCACACGGGUUUUCGCGCGCUCCCGGCCGGAUUGGGCACGAUUGAUUGUUCAGUCAUGACUUGGCGCUAACUCGACUAGCUCGAAUAGUGCGAGUGAAGGAAUUCCGUCCGAAUAUUUCACUGAUCUGAUUCAUUUCACUUACCCACUACACCCACCACAUACCACCCACAACAAAUGAAAGAAUUUG
This is a messenger RNA of Saitoella complicata NRRL Y-17804, 1058 nucleotides long. RefSeq lists its product as uncharacterized. NCBI's taxonomy places the organism in Eukaryota, Fungi, Ascomycota, Saitoellomycetes, Saitoellales, Saitoellaceae. The transcript is spliced from 3 exons. The record is from RefSeq and is a predicted model, not a curated record. The coding region runs from base 201 to 929 and encodes 242 amino acids.